Messenger RNA from Daphnia carinata, 5702 nucleotides. RefSeq names its product collagen alpha-1(I) chain-like. NCBI's taxonomy places the organism in Eukaryota, Metazoa, Arthropoda, Branchiopoda, Diplostraca, Daphniidae. The transcript has 24 exons. Gene Ontology annotation, molecular function: extracellular matrix structural constituent. The record is from RefSeq and is a predicted model, not a curated record. The coding region runs from base 329 to 5023 and encodes 1564 amino acids.
GAAAUUGCCGCCGUCCUCGAUCACGUUGGUCAGUGUGUGACUCGUCUUCACCGAAGACACAUCGAACAAAAGGGAAGUGGCGUAUGACUAGGCCACCGCGGCGCUCGGUGUUAUCUGUGUGGCCUCUGCUUGGGAAGUUGGAACCAGAAACAGCAAAGUAAGGAGGGGAGACGGGAGCAGUUUAUCCCGCUUCGUCCCUCGUUACGACUUGGACUCAGUUUGCCCAUCGUUUCUUUUUUUUUUGGACAUUGGAACAUCAAGAACUAAAGAACUACGCGCCUGUAAUACUGUUGUGGUGUCUUGUGCGAAACUCCUUCCCCUGACAGCCAUGCGGCUUGCGAUGGGCCGCAGUGGCAGGAUACAGCGGCUCUCGCUGCUGCUGCUCCUCGUCGUCCUGAUCUCGGCCGGCGUGAGCGGCAAGCCCCAACAAGGAGCCGGAGCCGGAGCUGGAGAGGAAUCACCCGAUGGUGACUACGGAGAUAACUACGACGAAUACAAUCCUGUUGACUACGAACCAGAAUACGAAGAAGGCGGAGAUGGCGGACGGAGACCAGCGCAACCCGGACGCAACGGACCUGGCCGAGCUCCUGCCGCGAAUGCUGUUGAUGAAGGAGAUAGCGACAGCAAUGGUGGAGAUCGUACAGAUGUUGCAGCUCCUGCACCGUCUCAACCAGAACCCACGGAAGAGGAAAAUUCGGAAGAUUAUGAACCAGGUCAGACUGAUCCUCCACCACCGCCUCCACCGGCCCCGACUACAACAACCACAACGCCGAGACCUUAUCGGCCGCCUCCUGCUCCUCCAGCGCAGCCCCCUUCACGAGCCCCGGCCGCCCCAUUAGUGUCGGCAGCAGGCAACGAUGAAUGCGCUGGAGUCGUAUGCCCGGAGGUCGAGUGCGAGACUCAGCAGUACAUUCGUCUCGGCGAAUGCUGCCCGGUUUGCGCGGCCGUCGGUCCCGAAGAUGGAGAGCAAUCCAUGGGUCCACAGGGUGAGAUCGGUACUCCCGGUCGUCCAGGAGAAUCGGGUGAACCUGGUACUCCAGGAACCCCUGGUACUCCCGGUAACCCAGGACCUCCAGGCCCACCGCCCGAUGUCACUCCAUUCUUGCAGUCGUUGCAGACCGCGCAGGGUGGAGCAGAAAAAGGUCCUGGACCAGACCCGUUCUCUUUCCUUCAGGCUCAGACUGGACCCGUAGGUCCGCGUGGUACUGGUGGCCCCCCUGGCCCUCCCGGUCCUCAGGGAUUCCAAGGAGUUCGCGGUGAAGCUGGAGAACCUGGUCCCGUUGGCGCACCCGGAGGAGGUGGACCGCGAGGUCUUCCUGGUCUUCCUGGCAAAGAUGGUGAAGCUGGUGAAGAUGGCCAAGCUGGACCCACCGGUGCUCCUGGCCCCGCUGGUCCUAGAGGAUUACCCGGAAUGCCCGGUCUACCCGGUGUCAAAGGCCACCGUGGUUUCCCCGGUUUGGACGGAUCUAAAGGUGAACCUGGCCCAAGUGGUGAAAAAGGAACACAAGGUUUAACUGGACCUAUGGGCCCUGUCGGACCAACUGGUCCCGCUGGCCCACGAGGUGAAAGAGGUCGUGAAGGACCUCCCGGACCUGCUGGUCUUCGAGGAAUUGACGGUUUGGCUGGACCCCCUGGACCACCUGGUGCUGUUGGCAAAGCUGGCCCACCUGGUUUCCCCGGUAGCCCUGGCUCCAAAGGUGACAUGGGAGGCCCUGGACCUAAAGGUAGCCAAGGUUUGCAAGGUCCUCGUGGUGAGGCAGGCAAACCCGGAGUCCCCGGUGAAGCCGGCCCUCCUGGCCCAGCCGGAAAAGACGGUCUUGCUGGAGACAAGGGUAGCCAAGGUGAAGUCGGUAUUGCCGGAGCUCCUGGUUUCCCCGGUGCUCGCGGUCCACCCGGUCUUGCUGGUAGCCCUGGUACCCCAGGUGCUAAGGGUCAUCCUGGAGAGCCCGGUACCCCUGGUGUUAAGGGUGAACAAGGUCUGAAGGGUGAAGGUGGUGCAGCUGGACCUCGCGGUCUGCCCGGCCCUACUGGAGCUGCUGGUAAACGUGGUAAGAUUGGUCCCCGUGGUACAAGCGGUGCCUCUGGACCCCCUGGUGAACGCGGUGCCCCUGGUGGAAGAGGUCUUCCAGGAGCGGACGGACCCCCUGGACCUAAAGGUCAAACUGGUGAUAGAGGACCAGCUGGUCCUGACGGACCUAAAGGUAAACUUGGAGACCCUGGUCGUCCCGGACCUCCUGGUUUGCAAGGACUUCGCGGUCUACCUGGCCGCACCGGACCUCCCGGCAAGCCCGGUAGCGCUGGUGAACGUGGUUUGCCCGGUGCUGACGGCAAGAACGGUGAACAAGGACCCCAGGGUAUCCAAGGUCUUCCAGGACCUGUUGGUAUUCCGGGAGAACGUGGUCCCAUGGGAGAGAACGGUAAAGAUGGAGACCCUGGACCUACUGGAGCACCUGGACCCCGAGGUGACUCUGGCAAAGAUGGAGCUGCUGGUGCCCAAGGCCCUCCCGGUCCUCCUGGUGCCGAUGGUGAACGUGGUCCUCCUGGUCCUGCUGGAGCUCGUGGCUUCCAGGGACUCCCUGGUGUUGCCGGAACUCCUGGCAAUCCCGGUAAAGAUGGUGAACCCGGUUUGCAAGGCCCUCCUGGUCUGCCCGGUGCAAGCGGACCUCGUGGUGAGCGUGGAUUCCCUGGCGAACGUGGACCUGUUGGUCCUCCUGGCGGUCCUGGCGAGCGUGGUCCAGUCGGCAUGAUGGGAGCUGAUGGUCCUUCGGGUCCAUCUGGUCCUAAAGGUGACAAGGGUCAUGCUGGUCCUUCCGGUUUGGUGGGUCUGCCUGGUCAACGAGGUCAACCUGGUCUCCCUGGUGAAAAGGGUGAGCGUGGAGCUCAAGGUGCUAUCGGCCCUGAAGGCCCUGCUGGCAAACAAGGUGAACGCGGUCUGCAAGGUAUCAUGGGUCCCCCUGGACCUCCUGGUGAGCCAGCUGAACGUGGUGACACUGGACCCCCUGGACCCGUUGGUGAAACUGGUGCUAGCGGUAUGACUGGUGAACGCGGUCCUCCCGGAGCUCCUGGUUUGCAAGGAUUCCCCGGACCUCAGGGUCCAUCUGGUACUCCUGGUACUAAGGGAGAACGUGGUCUCUCUGGAGCCAAGGGUGAACAAGGCAACCCCGGCGCUGUCGGUAAUCCUGGUGAACCUGGUGCACCUGGUCUUCAAGGCUUGGUUGGACCUAAGGGCGCACGCGGUGAAUCUGGCAAUAAGGGUGAUCAAGGUUUGAUGGGACCUCCUGGCCGUGCUGGAGAACAGGGCCCUGCUGGAUCACAAGGACCUCCUGGACCACCUGGUGCAGCUGGUUUGCCCGGUAUCAAGGGUCAACCUGGUGACCAUGGUCGCACUGGUAACGCUGGACCUCCUGGACAACCCGGAGCUCCAGGUGCUGAAGGCCAGAAAGGAGAACAAGGUAGCGAAGGACCUAUUGGACCUGUUGGACAGUCUGGACCUCAAGGACCCCCUGGUGAUCGAGGACUCCCUGGCCUUCCAGGACCCGUCGGUGCAGUUGGUGCUCGCGGAUUGCGCGGAUCGCCUGGUGAAACUGGACCUCCAGGCAGACCUGGAAACGAAGGCCCCCCUGGACCUAUUGGUCUUGUCGGACCACUCGGACCUAUUGGUCCACCUGGUGAACCCGGACCUGAAGGCUCGCCCGGUAAAGAAGGACCUCCCGGUAUUGGAGGCCGCCCCGGAGACAAAGGACCCCCUGGCUCUGUUGGACCUCUUGGACCUCCCGGACCUCCUGGUCUACCUGGAUCUCCUGGACAAUCUGGUCCUCCUGGUCCUACUGGAGAACGUGGAUCCAUUGGUGAGACUGGCCCGAUGGGUGUUGAAGGCCCUCCUGGACCCCGUGGUAAGCCCGGUGUACAAGGAAUCCAAGGAGAACGUGGCGAACGUGGAGAGUCGGGAGCUAAAGGUGCUAAAGGUCAUCGCGGUCUCAUUGGUUUACAAGGUCUUCCCGGCGCACUCGGCGCUCAAGGUGACCGAGGACCGAUGGGUCUUAAUGGACCUCCCGGCAAAUCUGGAGAACCCGGACCUAAAGGUCCCGCUGGUCGUGACGGAAGCCCUGGACCUCAGGGUAUUAUGGGCCCACCUGGUCCUCGUGGUCCUGCUGGUGAAUCUGGUAAAGCUGGUCCUCCUGGCUCUCCUGGUCCCGCUGGACCUCCCGGACCUCCUGGUGAAUCGAUGGGCUACGACGCUGCUGCGUUGGCUGCUAUCCUUGGACAAGGUCAAUCUAAGGGUCCCGACCCGAUGGCUGGCGAUGACCCGUCUCGCCUGUUUGCCAAACUUACAGACGAAGACCGCAAAGCUCUGGUUGUUAAGGCUUACGAGCAACUCAAGGUCUCGUUUGACAAGUACACUAAGCCAAGUGGAGAUAAGACCGCACCCGCCAGGACCUGCCGCGAUCUGGCCGUCGCACACCCUGAACUUGCUUCUGGUGACUACUGGAUCGAUCCUAACCAAGGUGAUACCAAGGAUUCCAUCUUGGUAUUCUGCGAUAUGACUCGCCGAGCCACUUGCGUCCGACCCAAACCUGAAAAGACGAAACAGAUCACCUACCUCGGCAAGCCUCGCGCUGAGGUUUGGUUCUCUGAAAUGGAUUCCGGCUUCCAGUUCACUUACAAAUCAGACAGCAACCAAAUGACAUUCUUGCAACUGUUAUCUACCCACGGCAACCAAAACUUGACUUACCACUGCCGCAAUUCCGUUGCCAACUACGACGCUAAUGAUCGGUCUUACAAGAAAUCCAUGAAGAUCCUUGGCUGGAACGACAUUGAGCUCAACGCCAUGGGCAAGAAGAGAUUCAAGUACGAAGUGACUGAAGACGAGUGUAAAUCUCGCGCCGAUACUUGGGCUAAAUCGGUAAUCACAUUCGAGACGGACAAGCCUAACCGAUUGCCAUUCGUUGAUGUCGGCAUUGUCGACAUUGGCGAGGCUAACCAACAGUUCUCUUUGGAGAUCGGUAUGGCCUGCUUCUGGUAAGCAGAAGAGGUCAUAUUUUAGCGGAGCGUCCUUUUCCAUCCGCGACAUCACGCUCCCUCAUUCUCGAAAAAUAAAAUAAAAAAAACCAAGUUUAUUCACAUCCCCCACCCCAGCCACUCCCAAAAAAAUUCAUAAAGAUUAUCAUUAGCAAUAUGAAAGCUAGCCUUACUCGUCGCCGUUUAAACACUGCCAUACCCGUAGAAGUCUAGAGCCUGUUUCAAUAUUUUGAUUCAACUUAGAAAGUUUAAGUUUUUUUAUUAUAACUUGGAACCAUAUAUUUUUGAAAUUAUUUCUGAAUUGAGGACACAGGCUUUACGUUGUUUUGUUUUAUUUCUCAUUUAAUUUUCUUUCCGAUGGUCGACCCCCCCCCCUUUUUUUAUUGUUUGUCUUCCUUUCUGUCAUCUCCUGAAACCCCGGUGUGUUUUUCCUCUCAUGACAACAGUUUAAUACGUGCCUAAGCAGUCAGACCCUUUUGUAAACGCCUUCAUUUUGCUUUUGUUCAAGACAUUUGGGUAUUCGUUAUGUGUUGGAAUUUGGACCCCCUCUCCUUCAUCUACAUUUUCUAUCUCUUUGGAUUUUCCUAUGAAUGUGUGGCAUUUCGAAUCCCUCUAUCUGUCUCUCAAGGUUUCUAAUGACUUCUGCUUUUUGUAAAGAAGGUUCAAUACACAUACAAAACAAA